This is a messenger RNA of Acyrthosiphon pisum (pea aphid), 1480 nucleotides long. RefSeq names its product alpha-tocopherol transfer protein-like. Gene Ontology annotation, molecular function: phosphatidylinositol bisphosphate binding. The transcript has 7 exons. Bases 312 to 1244 code for a protein of 310 amino acids. The record is from RefSeq and is a predicted model, not a curated record. Gene Ontology annotation, cellular component: membrane. NCBI's taxonomy places the organism in Eukaryota, Metazoa, Arthropoda, Insecta, Hemiptera, Aphididae.
AGUACACGUCUUGGCUCGUAGCAUUCGAGCUCGAGCACCUUAAGUAUUCCAUGAAAAUAAAUAAAUUUAUGAAAUAGGUACCACAUACGAAUCUGAUUGAUAUAACAAUAAACAGUUUAAAUUAAAAUAUUAUUUCAUAUCAUAAUAAUUGUGCGGUCGUGGGCGUCAGCUUAUUUUAUCGUGGUGCCAAACUAUCCGAUUCAUUCGAAGAAACCGAAAUAUUUACAACCCUCUAGUUGUACGCGCACCAGGGUCGUUACAACUGCGUUAUCACAUUCGAUAUUUAAAAGUCAUAAAAACUUUGAAUAAAAAUGCCGGAAUAUCACGUGAUACCAAACGAAGAAGAAGUGAAGAGAUUAAAGAAAGAAUACGGUUUGACAAAAGAUCAAAUCGCUAAAGAUGUAGCCACGGUCAGGAGCUGGAUGCUAACACAACCGCAUUUACCCAAGCUUCCAGAAUCUAAAAAUGAUGAAAUAGAUUUUUGGAUCGAAGGAUUUUUACGGCUGACGAAAAAUAAUCUGGAAAAAACCAAACUAGGGGUGGAAAGUCAUUUUCGCCUGAAAACGUUGUUUCCGCAAGUCUAUGAUGUGAGUGAUCUACCAAAUUAUGUGGAAAGUGAUUUGUUUGAAUAUUUGACGAUGGUCAUGAUGCCCAAACACACGCCCGACGGACUUAAAAUAAUGUAUUACAACUUCAACGAUACCAAUUCGCAUCUGUUUCGUCCGAUCGAGAUAUACAAGAGAAUGCGUUUGAUGUUGGAUAUCUAUCAGAAGAAAGGUAUCGAUUUUACCGGUAUACACGUUUUGAUCGACACGAGGCACAUUACGUUGUCACACAUAAGUCAGUUUGACUUGUUCCAGCUGAAGAAUCUCAUUAAACACGCACAGAAAGCGUAUCCGUUGCGUCUGAAACACACUCAUAUUUUGUUCCCGCCGAGUUUUAUUGACGUAGCCAAAAAUAUCUUAAAACCGUUUGUGUCGAAAAAAAUGUUUGCCAGAUUAUCAUUCCACAAGAAUCUUGAAAGCCUAUGGGAACACAUACCAAGAGAUGUACUCCCAAUCGAAUACGGAGGAUGUAAUGGCAAUGUGGACAUGAUCAGAGAGGAAUGGAAAACAUUGAUAUUGAAGAACAACGAUUGGUUUUUGUCAAACGUAAGUUAUAAAUCAGAUGAGUCGAAAAGACCGAAAAAGAAAAAAUCGUUUUCAUACGACAAAAUGUCGUUCAAGACUUUGAUUUUGGACUAAAAAUUUGUGAUGGUAAAUUGUAUAAAAAUGUUAUUAUAAGGUAUUUAUUUUUUAGUUAUAUCAAUUAUAUCUCAACUUUUGUAUACUUAAAUAAAUUAAUGUGUAUCUCUAUAAUAUAUCUUGGACUAAAAUUAUAAUGUUUAAUAUUAUAAAUUAAGUAUAGUAAGUAGGUAUAUUGUUAAUAGUAUUAAUAAAUUAGUAUUUUGUAUUUAAAGAAUAAAUAACGAGAAAAAGGA